Messenger RNA from Trematomus bernacchii (emerald rockcod), 853 nucleotides. RefSeq names its product myelin basic protein-like. The record is from RefSeq and is a predicted model, not a curated record. The transcript has 7 exons. The coding region runs from base 249 to 584 and encodes 111 amino acids. NCBI's taxonomy places the organism in Eukaryota, Metazoa, Chordata, Actinopteri, Perciformes, Nototheniidae. Gene Ontology annotation, molecular function: structural constituent of myelin sheath.
GAGGAUAACACCUUCAAAGAGCGACCCUCUGAAUCGGACGAGCUACAGACCAUCCAGGAACACAGCGGAGCUUCAGAGUGCGGCUCAGACUACCCCGAACAGGACUUAGACUAGGCUAGCUUUUUUUUGUUCCCUCCCUCCUUCUGUUUUUUCUCUCUUCUCCCGCCUCUAUUUUUUCAGUCUCUCAUUUAAGAGAGCAACACAAACCCUACUUUUUGACACAUACCGACCACUACUACAAACAUAACAUGGCAUCCGCAAGCCAGAAGAAGAAGGCCCCCGGACUCAUGGAUCAGAUCGGAACCUUCUUCGGAGGGGACAAGAAGAGGAAGAGCAAGGGAUCUUUCCGAGGAGCCCUCUCUCCAGCCCCUCAGAAAGCCGCCGCCGCCCCACGUAAGCGCGGACCAGAGAACGCUGUGGUCAGCUUCUUCCGCACGAUCGUGUCCCCUGCCCCUCCCAAGUCUAGGUGGAGAGGACUAGUUGCCAAGAUGGGCCUGGGCGACCAGAAGUCACAGUCUGCUAAAGCCAAGAAGGCCAGUGCAGGGGACGGCAAAGGCACCCUGACUAGGAUCUUCAAAAUGUGAUGAUAUCAGCAGCAGAGGAAGCAGGAGUGCUUCUCCAGUGAAACGCUGAAGCCCCCCUCUAGGACCCCUUCCAACAGCAGCAGGGCACGUUCAAGAUCACGGCACUAAAGAGGGGGAAAAGAGGAAGAAAAGGAGGAAAUCUUGUCACACCGUAAACUCACCUUCCCCUCCACCUCUGAUAACACUCUAACAUUCGCUAACCCCCUCAUCUCAUGUCCCCCUUCCCAUCUUGGCUGGUAGAUAGCGACACAAUCUGUUGCCCAUCCCCC